This is a messenger RNA of Cyprinus carpio (common carp), 5242 nucleotides long. RefSeq names its product receptor tyrosine-protein kinase erbB-4. Gene Ontology annotation, biological process: positive regulation of kinase activity; cell surface receptor protein tyrosine kinase signaling pathway; multicellular organism development. Lineage: Eukaryota; Metazoa; Chordata; Actinopteri; Cypriniformes; Cyprinidae. Gene Ontology annotation, molecular function: epidermal growth factor receptor binding; transmembrane receptor protein tyrosine kinase activity; ATP binding. Gene Ontology annotation, cellular component: basal plasma membrane; signaling receptor complex. The record is from RefSeq and is a predicted model, not a curated record.
GAGGGGCGUGUCUUGACGCUCAAGCCGAAGUUGCGAAUCCAUCGAGGUAAUGAAAUGGUUACAAGUCGUUCAAUCCGGAUAAUUAGACACAAUUACUUUUCAAAAAACAAAAACAACGCAAAAGCAAACCAGUCCGGCUGUGUUUACUGUAACAGAAUGUGCUGCGGAACGAAGACGUGAGUGCGCGCGCUGGAGACGCAGACGCUGGACUGUCAAUGCCCGGAUUCUCUAUUGAUCAUGCUAAUGUAUGGAGAUAUAACUUCUUAAAAUAAGCAGAAAUGUGGUCGGCUCGUUUUCCUCUCUUCUUCUGCCUCGUCUUCAUAACUGUGGUGGUUCAGAGGAGCAGCGGGCAGUCAGUGUGUUCUGGCACUGAUAACAAGCUCAGCACGCUGUCGGAUUUGGACCAGCAGUACAAAACUCUUCGCAAGUUCUAUGAGAACUGUGAGGUGGUCAUGGGUAAUCUGGAGAUCACCAGUAUUGAAAGAAACCGCAAUCUGUCUUUCCUCAAGUCCAUCCGUGAGGUGACGGGUUACGUGUUGGUGGCUCUGAAUCAGUUCGACUAUCUUCCUCUGGAGAACCUGCGGAUAAUCCGAGGCACUAAAUUGUAUGAAGGACGAUACGCCCUGGCCAUCUUUCUCAACUACAGACGAGAUGGCUCCUUCGGCCUCAGACAACUCGGCCUCAAGAACCUGACAGAAAUCCUGAAUGGAGGUGUGUAUGUGGAUCAGAAUAAGUUCCUGUGUCACGCUGACACCGUCCACUGGCAGGACAUCAUCAAGAACCCACGUUCUGAACUUCUGGUUGUGCCCUCAAACAACAGUGGCAACACAUGCAGAAGGUGUCAUCGCUCAUGUAACGGCCGCUGUUGGGGCCCUCAGGAGGAUCAGUGCCAAAGCUUGACAAAGACGGUGUGUGCAGAGCAGUGUGAUGGACGCUGUUUUGGUCCGUACGUCAGUAACUGCUGUCACCGUGAAUGUGCAGGAGGCUGUUUCGGACCCAAAGACACAGACUGCUUCGCUUGUACCAACUUUAAUGACAGCGGGGCCUGUGUGACACAAUGUCCUCAGCCAUUCGUCUACAAUCCAACAACCUUCCAGCUUGAGCACAAUCCCAACGCCAAAUACACCUAUGGAGCUUUCUGUGUCAAGAAAUGCCCACAUAACUUUGUGGUGGAUCACAGCUCUUGUGUCAAAGCCUGCCCGAGCAACAAGAUGGAGGUGGAGGAAAAUCACAUCAAGAUGUGCAUCCCAUGCACUGACAUUUGUCCGAAAAUGUGUGAUGGUAUAGGUACCGGCAAGCUUCAAACGGCUCAAACUGUAGAUUCCAGCAACAUUGAGAUGUUUGUCAAUUGCACCAAGAUCAACGGCAACCUCAUCUUUCUCAUCACAGGCAUUAAAGGAGACAUGUAUCAUGGUAUUGGUGCUCUGGAUCCUGAGCGACUGAAUGUGUUCUGGACCGUCAGAGAGAUCACAGGGUACUUGAACAUCCAGUCUUGGCCAGAGAACAUGACUGAUCUUGGUGUCUUUUCCAACCUUGUCACUAUAGGAGGUAGAACACUUUAUAGUGGUAUUUCUCUGCUGAUCCUGAAGCAGCGCUGGAUCUCUUCGCUCAAGUUCCAGUCUCUGAAAGAGAUCAGCGCUGGUAACGUCUACAUGACCAACAACAGCCAGCUCUGCUUCUACAACACAGUGAACUGGACCAGUCUGUUCCGCACCAGCACCCAGAGAGCUCUGAUCAAGAACAACAGGGACCCCAGAGAGUGUACUCAGCAAAGGAUGGUGUGUGAUCCGUUGUGUUCAGUGGCAGGAUGCUGGGGUCCCGGUCCAGAUCAGUGUCUCUCUUGUAAAUACUUCAGCCGGGGAAAGACAUGUGUGAAAGCCUGUCAUCUCUAUGAUGGAGAUGUUCGCGAGUUUGCCAAUGGAUCAGUGUGUGUGGAGUGUGACAGCCAGUGUGAAAAGGCAGAAGAUAAAACUUUUACCUGUCAUGGACCUGGUCCAGAUCACUGUGUGAAGUGCUUGCAUCUCAAAGAUGGACCCAACUGUGUGGAGAAAUGCCCUGAUGGUCUGCAGGGGGCAAACAGCUUCAUCUUCAAAUAUGCUGAGACCAACAACGAGUGCCAUCCUUGCCACCCCAACUGCACCCAGGGGUGUACUGGACCCCAGAUCCAAGAUUGUAUUGGGAUGCUGGACAGGACUCCUCUGAUUGCAGCUGGGGUGAUUGGGGGGAUGUUUGUGGUCGUAAUUGUGGCCCUCGGAUUUGCUAUCUUUUUCCGACGGAAGAGCAUCAAGAAGAAAAGAGCUUUACGCCGUUUCCUGGAAACAGAGCUGGUGGAGCCUUUAACGCCAAGCGGCACAGCGCCCAACCAGGCACAGUUGCGUAUACUUAAAGAGACAGAGCUUAAGAGGGUCAAGAUCUUGGGAACAGGAGCCUUUGGCACUGUUUACAAGGGAAUCUGGGUUCCAGAAGGAGAAACUGUGAAGAUUCCAGUGGCCAUAAAGAUACUCAAUGAAAGCACAGGACCAAAAGCCAAUGUGGAGUUUAUGGAUGAGGCGCUGAUCAUGGCCAGCAUGGAGCAUCCUCAUCUAGUGCGUCUUUUGGGGGUCUGCUUGAGUCCCACUAUUCAGCUGGUAACUCAGCUCAUGCCCCACGGCUGCCUGCUGGACUACGUACAUGAACACCAGGAGAACAUCGGCUCCCAGCUGCUGCUCAACUGGUGUGUGCAGAUCGCAAAGGGUAUGAUGUAUCUGGAGGAGAGGCGGCUGGUGCACAGGGACCUCGCGGCCCGUAAUGUCCUGGUGAAAUCUCCAAACCACAUUAAGAUCACUGACUUUGGACUUGCUCGACUGCUGAAAACUGAUAAAAAAGAGUACAGUGCGGAUGGAGGCAAGAUGCCCAUUAAGUGGAUGGCCCUUGAGUGCAUUCACUACAGGAAGUUCACACAUCAGAGUGAUGUAUGGAGCUAUGGGGUGACUAUCUGGGAGCUGAUGACGUUUGGAGGAAAGCCCUACGAUGGGAUUCCCACACGUGAAAUUCCAGACAUCUUGGAGAAGGGCGAGCGUUUGCCCCAGCCGCCCAUCUGCACCAUAGACGUCUACAUGGUGAUGGUCAAAUGCUGGAUGAUUGAUGCUGAUAGUCGGCCUCGGUUUAAAGAACUCGCUGCAGAGUUCAGCCGUAUGGCACGUGACCCUCAGAGAUACCUCGUCAUACAGGGGGACGAUCGCAUGAAGCUGCCCAGCCCCAACCACAGUAAGUUCUUCCAGAGUCUUCUAGAUGAGGAGGAGCUGGAUGACCUGAUGGAUGCUGAGGAGUACUUGGUUCCUCAUUCCUUAAAUGCUCCUCCCACUUCCCAUAUGCCACGACCGCACGUAGAUGCAAAUCAAAAAGUUUUUGUGUAUCGUGAUGGAAGUUUGUGCCCUGAAGAGGUGAUAGGAUCCCGACCUCAUGAGGCAGUUGCUACAGGAAGUGGCCCCUCUGUCCCGGCAGGUAUACAAAGAUCAGGUCUGGACCCAGCAGAUGAGCAACACUGCAAUGGAAGCUUAAAGAAACAGCCUACAGCUCACUCAGUAGAGGACAGCAGUGGACAGCGUUACAGCGCAGACCCAACUGUCCUACUAGGAGAGAAAGGACAGAGGGAAGAUACAGAUGAGGAUGGUUAUAUGUCCCCUAUGAAGGACAAGAUCUCCAAAAAUCAUCUGAACCCUGUUGAGGAGAAUCCUUUUGUAACAAGGCGUAAAAAUAAAGACAUUCAUGCGCUAGACAACCUGGGUUACCAUAGCACCCCUGAUGGGAAGCCCAGUUGUGAAGACGAGUAUAUCAAUGAGCCCCUUUAUCUCAACACAUUCAACAACACCAGCGGCAUGAACCAGGAGAUGUUAAGGAAAAAUGGAGUCUCCAUCCCAUUGCAGGUGACGACAGCAGCCCACACUCAAGGCACCCAUGUUCCCCACAUCACACAAUUGGGAAAACCCCAUCAUCACAGCCACGGACCGCACGUUCAUUUCGCCAUACCGCCAGUUCAGCCGGUACACCCUGGACCGAUGAUACAAAAUGAUCAACAUACCCAUUCAGUUCAGUUGGUUCAUGAUCAUGGCAGCAAAUCUGUCCCGCCAGCACAAGCAGGCCAGCUCUGUCUAGUGAGCCAUCAAGUCCAACCAGGGCACCCAAACAAAUCUAAUCGUUCGCCCCAACAGUUUCACUUGGCAAAGUCUGGUAAAGGUGGCACAAUGGGCCUACCGGGUCAUCCGGUGCAACCGGGCACCCAGAUUGGGACCGCAUUAGUGGACAAGAUGUACAAGAAUAGCUUUGACAAUCCUGAAUAUUGGCAGCAAAGCCUUCCGCCCAAGGUUACCCCUCAAAACUCCCAAGACUCUUCGGUGAUCUGCAAUAACAAGUUCCUUUACAAGCAGAAUGGCCACAUUAAGACUGCUGUGGCUGAAAACCCUGAAUAUCUGUCUGGUAUGAAGCCAGGAACAGUCCUGCCUCCUCCUCCAUACCGGCAGAGGAACACUGUGGUCUGACGUCCAGGUCUCCAUGCUCUGUAGAGCCUGGUUCUUCUACCAGCACCUUAAAUGUCUUUCCUCGACCCUCUGUUGGUCAAAAAUGGGACGAGAAACAAUGUAAGCCACUGAACUGACAUUGUCACAUAAAAUAUGGCAUAAAAAGCCAUUGGGGAAAGGUCAAUGCAACCCAUCCAUCCACAAAGACCUCGCCAGUUGUCCAGGAACUUUUUUUUCUCCUCUACAGGUAUUUUAAAGUCUCUCUUUUGGGAUGGCACAUAAUCAGAUGUACUAUCAUCAUUAUUUUAGUAAAAUUAGAUAUUAAGUACACUCUUAAAAAUAAAAAUUCCAAAGUUUCGCAGCAAUGCCAUUGAACUUGGGUGUCCAGUUCUGCUCCUUGAGGGCCAAUAUCUUGAGUUUAGCUCCAGCUAGCUCCAACACACUUGCCUGGUAGUUUUUAGUGAGUCUGAAGACCUUGAUUACUUUGGUUCAGGUGUGCUUAAUUUGGGUUGGAGUUAAAAUCCUGUAGAACAGUGGUCCUCCAGGAUGUUCUGGAUGCCCCGACUAUAGAAGAACCAUUCUGGGUUCCCCAGAGAACCUUUCAGUGAACAGUUCUUAAAAUAACCAUUUUCCUUGGUGAAAAUAAUUUUUCCAUUGUAAAGAACAUUUUGUGCAAUGGAAAGAUUCAAUGGAUGUUACAGGUUCUUACUGGAACCAAAGAGAACCAAUAAAGGAUUUUUUUAUUA